Messenger RNA from Tribolium castaneum (red flour beetle), 1636 nucleotides. RefSeq lists its product as uncharacterized. The record is from RefSeq and is a predicted model, not a curated record. Lineage: Eukaryota; Metazoa; Arthropoda; Insecta; Coleoptera; Tenebrionidae. The transcript is spliced from 2 exons. Bases 46 to 1569 code for a protein of 507 amino acids.
AACUCCACAUCUUUCCACUCCAGUUUCACUCCAACACUCGUCACAAUGCGUCUCAAAAUCGCCCUUUUGCUCAUUUUACUCACAACGACUCUAAUCGAGUCAAAACGAUCCAGAGGCCGGAGUCGGGGCACGUCCUCCGGAGGCACAGGCUUCUGGAACCGUAAGAAAUCAAACGAAUCCAAGCCCAAAACUCCGGCAAGUCAACCGGAAAUCAAGAAAGAAACGUCCAGCGUGCAACAAAGCGCCCCGACCGGAAACUCCGGGAGGCCCAUCGGCUGGAAUGUGGACAAUAACUCGCCCAUGAAGAAGCAAAAUGUCAACCCGGCCCACACCGCCAGCGCGCCGUACCCGCAGCAGAACUCCGGGCAAGGGUACGGGCACGGCCAGCCCGGAACUGGGCACAAUUAUGGACAACAAACGCAUGGGGGUUACAAUUAUGGACAUCAAACGCCUGGGGGUUACAAUUAUGGACAUCAAACGCCUGGGGGUUACAAUUAUGGACAACAAACGCCUGGGGGUUACCACACUCCGGGGGGUUACAACGCGGCAGGUGGUUACAAUUAUCCGGGUUACCACGCUCCGGGUGGCUACAGCGCUCCUGGUUAUGGCGGAUAUCCGGGCCAUAGUCCGAUGGGGGGUUACGGGGGUUAUGGAGGUUAUGGGGGUUAUGGGCACUCAAGCGGCAUGUUUGGUAACAAAUAUGGGGGCUUUGGGGGUCUUGGUGGUUACGGCGGUUACUACGGUAUGAAAAAAUCCGGAGGUUUCUUCGGAAAGCACGCUUUCCGGAACGUAUUAGGCGGCCUCUUCGUUUGGUAUUUAGUCUCAGGCCUUGUAAGUAAGCCUUAUAAGGUAUAUAAUUAUUACAACCAACCUAAAGAGAUAAUCCAGCAAGAAAUAGCACUACCAGCAAACGUUUUAACCUUGUGUAAUGAAAACGCUACCAAUAUUUGUGUACCAGGCACUGUUGCGAUUUGCACCAACGAUAACAGAAUUCUCUGUGUUACAAGCAUGACUUCGACAACCCCAUGCCAGGAUAACAAUGGGGCUUUGUGUGUCAAUAGUACCAUCCCUUGCCUAGACACCAACGACCCUUUAUGCCAGAAUAAAACCACAAGUGAUAACACAACAACGGUAAACUUACCGUGUUUCACAAACAUGACCCUGGACUCGGUACCGCCAAAUAUUACGUUACCACAAAGUGAUGGUAACACGUUCUGUGUUACCACAAUGGCGGUACCUGACCCAUCCAUGCCUCCGGUGAACGUUACCGAAGAACCAACAAACGCAACUCUACAAGUUCCGGGUAAUGGGACCCAAAAUGCACCCAUGUGGUACCCGCCAGUUCCGAGCAAUGGGACGCAAAAUGGGCCCAUGUGGUACCCGCCACCGCCAGGCAAUGGUACCCAAAACCCCCCGAUGUGGUACCCACCCCCGCCCCCGUAUUGGGGCUAUGGGCCCGGGUACUACCCUCCACCCCCAUACUGGGGGCAGCCACCGAUGAAUGUAACAGUAACAGUACCAGCAAAUGGUACCGAAGCUACAACGGAGGUGACCACAGUCGAGUCGUGAUAACCUAGUCUUAUUAUUUAUUCUCAAUGUUUGUAGACAGUACAAAGAAAUAAAGAAUGAAAACUGA